AUGACUGUGGCAAACAAGUCCUGGCCUCUCAAUAUUCCAGAGGACGACGAAGCACGACCUGAACAGUUGGUCUUUUCCAAACCUGCCGAAAUGCUACAGUAUGCAACCCGUAACUGGCUGCAAAACUUCGUCACCGUGGACCUGCAAGCCAAGGCCGACAUCCAAGAAUUCUCGAUACGCCCAUUUUUCAUGCUCGUUCACGUUGACGCCCCAGUACUUCAACGUUUCUCUCGACUAAGUGGUGGUACAUGUUCAUUGGAAGAAUUCAUCCACGAACACGAUUACACGCUUUACGGAGGAUCGCCCCACGCUCCGCAUUCGUCUGUCAAGGCACCGUCCACGUUGCACAGCAUCAGUGGAUUUGUCGAUCUCCGGAUCGUUAAUAGCUUUCCUUCGGUGCCUGACUUCAAAGCUCACCUUGACUCUCUGGGUCUGCUUGAUCCGGACCGCCUGAGGCCACGAUGGGACACGUACUUUAUGAAACUGGCGUCACUGGCGUCGUUGAGGUCUAAUUGCAUGAAACGGCGAGUGGGUGCCGUCGUGGUACGUCACAACCGUGUUAUAUCCACAGGUUACAACGGGACAGCUCGAGGUUUGCGAAAUUGUAACGCAGGAGGGUGCUCUCGCUGCAACUCUGGAUCCUCAUCAGGGUCUGCCUUGGAUGAAUGCGUUUGUCUGCACGCUGAAGAAAAUGCUCUUCUUGAAGCCGGUCGCGAGCGUGUAGGAGAUGGCUCAGUACUCUACUGCAACACUUGCCCGUGUCUGCGCUGUACUGUCAAAAUCAUUCAAACUGGAAUAAAGGAGGUUGUAUACAACCUGAGCUAUAAAGUCGAUGAUGCGUCACUGGCCCUAUUUCGAGAAGCAGAUGUUAAGCUUCGCAAGUAUGCUCCUCCGCUCUCGGAGGCAUGA
This is a messenger RNA of Punctularia strigosozonata HHB-11173 SS5, 909 nucleotides long. RefSeq lists its product as uncharacterized. The coding region runs from base 1 to 909 and encodes 302 amino acids. NCBI's taxonomy places the organism in Eukaryota, Fungi, Basidiomycota, Agaricomycetes, Corticiales, Punctulariaceae. Gene Ontology annotation, molecular function: zinc ion binding; hydrolase activity. The transcript has 6 exons. The record is from RefSeq and is a predicted model, not a curated record.